Nannizzia gypsea CBS 118893 is the source of this 510-nucleotide messenger RNA. RefSeq lists its product as hypothetical. The record is from RefSeq and is a predicted model, not a curated record. The coding region runs from base 1 to 510 and encodes 169 amino acids. NCBI's taxonomy places the organism in Eukaryota, Fungi, Ascomycota, Eurotiomycetes, Onygenales, Arthrodermataceae. The transcript has a single exon.
AUGUCUGCCACUGAACUAGAACAAGACAGCCUCUAUAUUAUGCUGUUUCUCCGAAGCCAUCCGCCCACCCUAAACGAUUUCCACUGGGCAUUCUAUUUCCACCGUGGCCUCAACGAUGGGAUGAAAUAUCACGUCAGACAACAAGGAAAUAGCGGAUGGAUGGCAGACCAUGGAGCAACAGCUGGUGUGAUGAAGGCCUUUUUACUUGUCGGUCUAUUUAAGAUUGGUGAUGUUCCUCUAUCUUUUCGAGAGAGUCUAGACGGCAUUAUGAGGACAUACGAUGACAAGCUCAAUACUCCCGGGGUUGUCUGCACUUGUCGAAUCUGGCUCCUAUGGAUUCUUGCACUCUUGCAGAGACCAGUUGGUGGGGAAAGAAUUCUGAAUUGCGAUGAUAUACAGGCUCUUGAGGGCGAGGUCAAGGCAUGGGGAAAUGAAAAUGCACUCAGUGCAUCGAACAAUGAGCAACCAAGACCUAUUGGUGUGUCGUCCUUGUGUAGAGGUAGUCUAUGA